AUGGAGGUGUACACCGACCAGCUCGCAGUACUGUCUGUUGUCUGCUAUAACUGUAAUCAGCCUGGGCAUGUCCAGCGUAACUGCCCAGAGUUCAAGAAGAAGCAGAAGCCCCGUUUCAGUGGACCAGUAGUGUGCCACUUUUGUGAUCAGCUUGGUCAUGCAAAGCCAGCGUGCCCCGAGAGAAGGAAGUGGCGAGAAGCCAAGGCAGCAGAACGUGUGGCGGCUGCUGGUACGUCGCAUAGUAGCAGUGACAAGUGCCUGUGUGCGGUGUCCACUGAAGCUGCCCCCUUGCCGAGGAUCUAUGUGGACGUGGAGUCGGCCAAGCCGGAUGACUGGUGCCGUGGAGAGGCCAUGCUGGACACCGGGUCGGCUCGCACGCUAGUGUCGUCUGGCUUUAUACCUGCGGCUAAGAUGUGCAGCCAAGUGUCGGCGGUAAAGCAGGAGAAGCUCCUCGCCCUGGAUGGCGAAGCCCUGCCGAUUUCGGGGUCAAUUUCACUAACGAUUCGUCGCCUGGAUGGACCCGUAAAUUUGCCGCCUACCCGUGUUGUUGCGUUUGUAGUUCCUGAGCUGUCGGUUAUUAAUGCUGACCUGUUGCUGGGAUCUGACCUUGUCCGUGCCAUCGGUGGCGUCAGGUUGCAGUACUCUGAGUCAGGUGAUCUGCGGUCCGUGUUGUUUGGUUCGUCAACCGCCAGUGACCCUGAGCCUGUGUCGUCUGUCGUUAGUGAUGCUCUGCAGUCGCCGGAUCAGCACCCCUCUCGGCAUGUUAGCGUGGUGCAAGACGGUGAGGACGUGACACUAUCUGUCGAGGAUGGUCAGAUAAAGUGGCUAGCAGCUGAGCAGUGUUGGCAGGCAGCAUGGAGGUGGAAGGACAACAAGCCACCUACCGGACGCAUCGGCAGCGGCAUUGGGGAGUACCCCCGGAAACUUAGUGAUGAUCAAGAGAAGCUGUUCCAGCAAGAAGUGGACUCCUGGAUCGGUAACGGAUGGCUCAUCGAGCAUGAUGAAGAGGUACACGGAGCUCCUGCUGCAAUUCUGCCAUGGCUUGCAGUCAGCCAGGAGCACAAGCCUACUACACCUGUUAGGCCUUGCCUCGACUACCGUGCGCUGAACCGUGCCCUCGUGUCUCAGCCCGGUAUGGAUGCCUCCGUGUGUGGCGAGAAGUUGCGUGAGUGGCGUACGCACGAUGCCAACGAGUAUGAGAUGUUGGAUAUUCGAAAGGCCUAUCUGAAAGUCCGUAUGUCACCUGAGUUGCUACGGUAUCAGUGCGUGAAAUGGAGGGGAAAGCUGUACGUGAUGACCCGCAUGACUUUCGGGUUAAGCGUUGCACCGAAGUUCAUGGACGUGAUAGUCAAGUGGUGCACGCGAGAUCAUGAUGGUGUUGACAAUUACGUUGACGAUCUGUACGUCCCGAAACCGCAGACAAAGGCUGUUGCGGAUACCCUCGAGCGCUAUGGCCUACGCACGAAGCCAGCCGAGCCCGCCAGUUCCGCCCGAGUACUUGGACUUCAGCUGUUCACUGGCCAAGAUGGUCAAACCCGUUGUAAGCGUCGAGACGGAGUGAGUCUCGAGUGUGGCAAGCUGACCAAGCGUGGUGUAUUCUCGUGCUUUCUGAAGCGCCUAGCAUGUCGUGAUGGUGGUGGUUGGGAUGAUGACAUCCCCAAUGAUGUGGUAACCUGUUGUGCCGAACUAGCAAGUCGCGUCCAAGAUAAGGAUCCGGCCACAGGCGUGUGGAAUGCGUCAGUGAACGAGCAGCAGCUCACCGUGUGGUGCGAUGCGUCUGAUGUCGCAUAUGGCAUUGUUGCCGAAGUUGGUGGUGAAGUCAUGGAGGACAAGUCUUGGCUUCGCGAUGCCGACGAGAAGAAGCAUAUCAACAUCGCAGAAUUGGAAGCAGUAAUCCGUGGGUUGUCGACGGCAGUCGAAUGGAACGCCAGCAACAUCCGUCUUGUCACUGAUUCCAAGACCGUGUACGGCUGGGUGAAGUCGUGCCUGAACAAUGAGCGGCGUGUCAAGGUGUCCGGUCUGAACGAAGUGUUGGUUCGCCGACGACUGAACAUCAUCGACGACAUUGUCGCGACCGCGAAGCUGUCCGUCACCAUUGAGUGGGUACCGUCCCAGCAGAACAAGGCUGACAAGCUGACGCGUGUCCCAGAUUUGUUCAUCCGCUGCUGGAAGAAUUCAGCCAAGCCAGAUGUAGUUGCUGCCGUCUCUGCACCCCCAAAGAUUGUGAGUGCUUUUGUGUUACAGGACAUUCUUGAUGCGCAGAAGCCUGAUCCUGUUGUUGUUAGUGUGAUUAAGUCUGUGCGUCAUGGUCGUGAGAUUUCCGACCCGGUAUUUAAGAAAUUGAAGUCUCAAUUGUCUGUAUCUGAUGAUGGUUACUUGUAUCGUAGUGUGAAGGUACCGCCAAAUGAUGUGCGUGUUGUACCAGUUGUGUCUCAGUCAUUGCAGCAGCGAGUGGUGUGUCGUGCCCAUGCUUGGGUCGAGGUUGUCCCAUUGGUUCGCCAUGAUGGUCCGUCUGUAGCAGCUGCGUUAUUCCCUGAUUAUUGGAAGGGCUGUGUUUGCUAG
Molecule: messenger RNA, 2562 nt
Organism: Sycon ciliatum
Lineage: Eukaryota; Metazoa; Porifera; Calcarea; Leucosolenida; Sycettidae
Exons: 3
Coding region: 1-2562 (853 amino acids)
Biological process (GO): proteolysis
Molecular function (GO): nucleic acid binding; RNA-DNA hybrid ribonuclease activity; zinc ion binding
Source: RefSeq, a predicted model, not a curated record